Cavia porcellus (domestic guinea pig) is the source of this 916-nucleotide messenger RNA. Its product is annotated as insulin growth factor-like family member 1. The coding region runs from base 32 to 385 and encodes 117 amino acids. The transcript has 4 exons. Gene Ontology annotation, molecular function: signaling receptor binding. The record is from RefSeq and is a predicted model, not a curated record. NCBI's taxonomy places the organism in Eukaryota, Metazoa, Chordata, Mammalia, Rodentia, Caviidae.
CCCACUUACUCUGCUGCAGCCAGCCCGAACCAUGCCUGUGCCGUGCUGCAUUCUGGCCCUGUCUGCCGCUCUCUGCCUCCUCAAGCUGCUCUGCUGCACACAUGGAGCCCCAGUGUCCCCCUCAGGAAGCACUCUGAUGCUGUGCCAAGCUCAAAUGAUGUGUGGGAACCAGUUCUAUGACCCUCAGCAACACUGCUGCCUAAAGGACACCCUCGUGCCUUUGGGCGACACCCGCCGGUGUGGCAGCUGCAGCUACAGAGUCUGCUUUGAGCAGUGCUGUGAUCGGUGGCCCCCCGAGCAGAAAGAGCCACUCAUGGUGAAGUUGAAUGUGGAGGACUGCUCCAUCCCGUCUCCUGGUGACAGGCUUUGUCAGAGUGUCAGCUGAUGAGCCACCAGGACCCCGGACACCGGAUGGGACAGCUCCUGGAUUCUGCCUCCUGGAUGAGAGCGUGCAGACAUGGCCUCAGGGUCCUAAGAUGCGAGAUGCGGAGAGGCUGUGAAACUCAGGGUCCCCUUCAUUCUGAGUCCCCUGUAGUACCCAGCCUUCCCUCUGCCCCGAGUAAGGACGGAUCCACUCUCAAGAGCAUGAGAACCCCUUGUGGCCGAGGUGUCCCCAGGAGCACUCACCAUGACUCCUGUGGCUAAUAUCAGGCAAGUACUAUUCCCAGCGACCCGAGGACCCAUGCCGAGCGUUGCAUUUCCUGGAGUCCCUCUCUUCCCCUUGAGCGCUUUAUUCCAUUUAUGCAGUUUACGUCUGAACCGGCCCUGUUCACAAACAGCGAUGUGGGUCCUCGUCUUCUGUCAGAUUCUGAGACAACAUGGGCACAUCCACUUUUUUCUGCAAAUGUUCACAUGUCAUUAAACCUCCUUGGUCACCUGGGGUUUCUGAAUAAAGCUUAUUCUGUCUCAGACUCCA